Molecule: messenger RNA, 760 nt
Organism: Geodia barretti
Lineage: Eukaryota; Metazoa; Porifera; Demospongiae; Tetractinellida; Geodiidae
Source: the annotation of a GenBank genome assembly
AAUGACACGUUGAAAUAUUGUGUUCUCUGAACUUGCUCACCAAAUAAUCGGUUGCUUCUUUCGUGCAUAAUUUAUCCAUUACAAUGUGUAUUAUGUUGUGCAUUAUUGAUUGAUUAUCAAUUUGUGCUGAUUGUGUUUGUCUUUCGGGGAAAGAAGGGCUUCUUAAUAAUGACACGUUGAAAUAUUGUGUUCUCUGAACUUGCUCACCAAAUAAUCCGUUCCUUAUUUUGUGCAUUAUGUGUAUUGUGUUGUGCAUAAUUUAUCCACAUUAUGUGUAUUAUGUAUGUUGUGCCAUUACUGAGUGUAUUAUGUCUGUUGUGCAUUACUGAUUGUGUUUUGUGUUAAUUUUCUCCUCAGGUGAGAAAACAGGUAAAGGCAGAGUUUGAAGCCCUACUGAAAGAGGGAACCACAAGAGUAUCAACUGAGCCCCAGUCACAUGGGAAGAUAGUCCGCAGACUCAGCAAGAAGCUAAAGGUUGGGACGCGAAGAAUGCCGUCUCCCUCCUCCGACUUCCUCCCCAUGCGCCCGUCGUCUCCCGUCCUGUUCUCCUCUCACCCUCUCCCCUCUUCAUUCUCCCCUCUCAUGGAGGAAGACAGCUCCCGAGAUGCCCACAAGGCUGCAGCUAUUUCAGAAGAUGCGGUGUAGGAUUACGUCUGUGUUACAUCAUCAUGAGACAAUUAUAGUCAAGAUUCUAUCAUUGCUCUUUGCAUAGUGCUACUAGUCAGUGUUUGUAAUGAUUAAAUUAUUUGUUAUCAGCUGG